Molecule: messenger RNA, 2955 nt
Organism: Oikopleura dioica
Lineage: Eukaryota; Metazoa; Chordata; Appendicularia; Copelata; Oikopleuridae
Source: the annotation of a GenBank genome assembly
AUGCACAAGGCAGAAAAUGUGGCCGAAAACUUUUUCGCCGAUCCGAUGAAAAGUUUCGGUGUCGACUCACUUGAUUACAAAAUCACAUCUUGCUCUGGAAACACAAUCGGCCUUUGGGCAGUGAAGAAAGAGACAUCAAUCGGGUCCGUUUUAUUUUGUCAUGGGAGUGGAGGGAACAGGGCUUCUCCUCCUCAUCGACUUGCUGUUUUGAAAAACUUCACUGCCCUAAAUUUCAACAUUGUUUCAUUCGACUAUUCCGGUUUCGGUGAUUCUUCUGGAGCCCCAAACUGCAUCAACGUUGUGGAAGAUACAAUUUCUGCGUACAAAUUUAUGACUUCCCACUUCAAAGGCCCCUAUCUUAUGUACGGUCAUUCUCUUGGUACAGCGAUCGCCAUCGAGGCUACAGUUCGGUUGCAAAGUGAUGAGAACCCAGUCGACGGGCUAAUCUGCGAUUCCUGCCUUCCCUCGAUGCGGCGAGAAAUGCUCGAGUAUCCCACUGUACAGCUUUCCCAUAACAUGUAUAACAAUGGGAGAUUCAUGAGUCGGCCGAAUUUCCGCCGGCCGAUGAAGAAGAAAAAGGGAAAUGCCCUCGCUCACUUAGAGAAAUUCACUGCUGUUCAGCAACUCGCCAUAUUUUGCCCAGAUCUGAAAAUAAACAUCGAACAGCAUCCCACAGAAGCGCAGUACUUCAAAGCGUCUUGCUUCAUGCGCGGUCGACAAGUCGAAGCUUUUCACAAGGGCAAAAAGAAUGCGAGGCAAGCACUGUGCUCAAAAAUUAUCAAGCAAUUCAAAUUGCUCGACGAUUGCCGGGGCGACGGUGCCUCUGAAAGCAUGAGCAUCGGCGUGCACCUCGAAGAAGAGCUUCCAAGCUGUGUUUCUUCUGCGAAAAGCGAGCCCACUUCAUUCAAAUCCGAGAUCUCCAGCGAACAGCUCCAAUCAAUGGAAGUGAUCAUGCAGCAAGAACCGGAAGUUAAGAAUGAGCAAGCAGGGCCUCUUGCGAAAGCCCACGGUUAUACCGGUUCUUACAACUCAUCUUCUCUUCUCAAUGAUUUGGACAAAAUGCCUGCCCAGCCGAUGGAAACAUCAAGCCAACCUUCAUCUUCUAACUUGAUGCCACCACCAGUUAUUCAUCGCGAAGAAUACAGACUACCACCAGCUCGAAACGAUAACACGAACAAAACGCCGAUCUCUAUUCUCCACGAAAGAAUGAGGAAAGACGUGGACUUCCAAUUCGCAGAAGCUGUCCGUGAUAUAAAUACGGGUCUUUUCAUGGUCCGAGUCGUAUUCACUGAUGGAAUAAUGUUUGACGGAUUCGGCAGAAACAAGAAACUAGCAAAGCAUCACGCCGCUGCUCUUGCGCUAGAAAGUAGAUUUAACAUGCCACAGUUUUCUCUUCCUGAAGGCGCUGGGCUCGGCAAAGCCGACCAGAAAAAAGCUGAUAUCGGUUUGCUAAAGGAGAUUGAUGUAAUGAUCGGGAAGGCGAAGAAAGAAAGCUUCCCCUCGCCGUCUAAAGAUCCCUUGUACAUCGACCCGGCGAAAAUUAUCUCGAGGGUAAAUGAGCUUCAUCCAGGCAUAGGCGCAUUGGUCGUUACUACACAAGAUGACGGAAAACAACCAUUGUUCCAUUGCUCUGUUACUGUAAAUGGCACUGAAUUCAUGGGUCACGGACGAGCGAAGAAACAAGCCAAGUUUGACAUGUGUUCGAAAAUAAUGCGAGAUCUGCAUGGCUACAACUUGAAGGCGCCCCGCGCGGGCCAAGAGAUCUUCUGUUCUGAAGAUAUACAAACUAGAGGCCGUAUAGCUGAUAAGAUGCAGGAUGCCAUUGUGAUGAAGUUCAAUGAACUCUGCGCGAAAGGAGUCGAUCAGGAUGCACAUAAAAUGAAAGUACUAGCUGGAAUCUGUAUGACAAGAGAGCCAGUUACUGAUGAAUCGGAAGAGAUCCCGACGGUCAUCGCUCUCGGAACGGGAACGAAAACCAUGACUGGCGAGCACGUUUCUACCGUUGGAACGGCAGUUAUUGACUGUCACGGUGAAAUCAUUAGUCGACGGAAUUUGAAGCGAUUCUUUUACUCCGAACUCCAAAAAAUCGCCAAUGGAGAGGGCCUCGCUUCCAUUUUCGAAAGAAAGAAUGGCCAAGGAAAAUUCGCACUUAGAGACGGGAUUAAAUUCCAUCUUUAUAUCAACACCACAACGUGUGGUGAUGCGCGUGUUUUCAACCCGAAUUCCAAUGAUGAUUUUGAAGAUUUUAAUAGUUCCAGAAUGAGCCGAGGCAUUCUUCGAUCAAAGAUCGAAAACGGGGAGGGAACAGUUCCGAUUAACAAAGAAGAGUCAGUCUUAACAUGGGAUGGGAUCAUUGGAAACGCUCGACUGAAAUCAAUGAGUUGUUCUGACAAAGUGAUGCGCUGGAAUGUUCUUGGUUUACAAGGAGCUCUGCUGAAUCAACUCAUCGAGCCGAUCUAUCUCUCUAGCAUCUCUCUUGGAGGCCUGUAUCACCGUCAGCACUUCCCGAGAGCAAUGUUUGAGCGAAUUGAAAACAUCGGCACUGAUUACGCUUCCAGCUUCAGGCUCAACAAGCCAAUGAUGUCUCCGUGUGGAACUGAAGAGCCAAGAAGGGCCAAAAACACUCCUCCGUUCUCUAUCAACUGGUGUAUCAUCGACGAAAAGCUUGAAAAAAUCGAUACAGUAACGGGUAAACAGAUGACAAGAGAGCCUUCGAGAUUAUGUAAACGCGAGCUUUUUCAACUUUAUCUGCGAACCAUCGAGCAGCUGGGCCCUGUGGUUGAUAAAUCCUACGCGCAGAAGAUUCAAGAGAUAAAAACGAAGAGCUACUUGGACGCUAAGAACUUAUCAACAGAGUAUCAAACUGUAAAGAAUUCCCUCUACGAAAAGAUGAAGGUUGCCAAUGUUGGAUAUUGGGUGAAGAAACCUGAAGAGUUCGAGAGCUUUUCCAUUUGA